Coregonus sp. 'balchen' is the source of this 946-nucleotide messenger RNA. The record is from the annotation of a GenBank genome assembly. Lineage: Eukaryota; Metazoa; Chordata; Actinopteri; Salmoniformes; Salmonidae.
AUGCUGCACAACGCCAGUCUCCUGAUAGAUGACAUCGAGGACAGUUCUACACUGAGGAGAGGGUUCCCUGUAGCCCACAGCAUCUAUGGAGUCCCCUCUGUUAUCAACUCUGCCAACUACGUCUACUUCCUGGGAUUGGAGAAGGUGAUUUGGUUGAUAUUUUUUUGAUCAGCGGGUUCACUAGACAGCGUUAUAACGCUACGUGUUAUUUGUUUUCAGGUGCUGACCCUGGAUCACCCCGAGGCGGUACGUGUGUUCACCAGACAGCUGUUGGAGCUGCACCGUGGCCAGGGCCUUGAUAUCCACUGGAGAGACACCUACACCUGCCCUACAGAGAGCCAGUACCGCACCAUGGUCCUCCAGAAGACAGGGGGCCUGUUCGGCCUGGCCGUAGGGCUCAUGCAGCUGUUCUCUGGUUGGAAACGAGACCUUAAGGUAGAUACAUUCUUAUUUUGUUGCUCUUAUUUUUCAACACUAGCAAUUUCAUUUUCUAAACUUCUUUAUGAAAACCUUUUCAUGUGAUUUGACCUUUUGAACCCUCCAGCCCCUCCUGGACACGUUAGGGCUCUUCUUCCAGAUCAGAGACGACUACGCCAACCUGAACUCAGCGGAGUACAGCGAGAACAAGUCCUUCUGUGAGGACCUGACGGAGGGGAAGUUCUCCUUCCCCACCAUCCACGCCAUCUGGUCCCGUCCUGAGAGCACUCAGGUCCAGAACAUCCUGAGACAGAGGACGGAGAACGUGGACAUUAAGAAGUACUGUGUGGACUACCUGGAGAAGGUGGGCUCCUUCGCCUACACCAGAGAGACCCUGAGAGGGCUGGAGGCCGAGGCAUACCGCCUUAUCACGGAUCUGGGGGGAAACCCUGAACUGGAGGGGUUGGUGAAACACCUCAGUAAGAUGUUUAGAGAGCCUGAGGCUAAGGCUAGGCCUAAAGAGGACUGA